Molecule: messenger RNA, 1918 nt
Organism: Juglans regia (Persian walnut)
Lineage: Eukaryota; Viridiplantae; Streptophyta; Magnoliopsida; Fagales; Juglandaceae
Product: sulfhydryl oxidase 2-like
Exons: 12
Coding region: 234-1766 (510 amino acids)
Biological process (GO): protein folding
Cellular component (GO): Golgi membrane
Molecular function (GO): flavin-dependent sulfhydryl oxidase activity; protein disulfide isomerase activity
Source: RefSeq, a predicted model, not a curated record
ACUAUGACCAAGAAAACGGGAGCAUCAAGAUUUGUUCCUACCGGCGAUCAUACCCAUAAGACGGUAAUCGACCAAUCCAUCUCUCUAUCCGAACUUCCCGAAGGAAGAAAAGGCCAAAACCUCCGAAACUCAAAACACUCGUCUCAAUAACUCUUACCAAACUAAACCUUAGUGCUGGAAGCAGGUUCGUCGCAUCGGAUUUGGCUCUCUUUCUCUCAGUCGGGUUAAAUCCCAUGUCUCAGGUACUUUUGGUUCUGAAUCUUCUGAGCCUGCUUUCCUUGAGCUCCGGAGCUACUUCGUUUUCUCUAGGAUCCCGCUCGAUCCUUCGGGCGAUCGACAACGAGAACGGUGGUCCUCACGAUUACGCCGUUGAUUUGAACGCCUCGAAUUUCGAUUCGGUCCUCGGGGACACCCCUGCUACCUUUGCCGUCGUUGAGUUUUUUGCCCACUGGUGCCCAGCCUGCAGAAAUUAUAAGCCUCAUUAUGAAAAAGUUGCUAGGCUAUUUAAUGGACCUGAUGCAGUGCAUCCGGGAAUCAUAUUGAUGAGUAGGGUAGAUUGUGCACUGAAGAUAAACACUAAACUUUGUGAUAAGUUUUCUGUUGUUCAUUAUCCUAUGCUCUUUUGGGGCCCUCCUGCUAAAUUUGUAGCGGGUGGUUGGGAACCUAAACAAGAGAAAAGUGAAAUACGUCUCAUUGAUGAUGGACGGACAGCUGACCGAAUGAUUAAUUGGAUAAACAAGCAAACAGACAGCUCUUUUGGCUUGGAUGAUGAGAAAUUUGAAAAUGAGCAUCUUUCAUCAAAUGUAUCAGACCCUGCUCAGAUUGCACGUGCUGUGUAUGAUGUCGAGGAGGCAACGUCAACAGCCUUUGAGAUCAUUUUAGAACACAAGAUGAUCAAAUCCGAAACCCGAGCUUCACUAAUAAAAUUUCUCCAACUUUUGGUGGCUCAUCAUCCUUCUAGGAGGUGCCGGACGGGAAGUGCUGACAUACUGGUGAACUUUGAUGACUUGUGCCCGUUAGACAUGUCGUCACCUAGUAAGCAGGGAGAUAAUAAUGGAGAGGGCACACUGGGAAAUUUUCAGAUUUGUGGAAAAGGCAUUCCUCGAGGAUAUUGGAUGUUCUGCCGAGGCAGCAAGAAUGAUACAAGGGGCUUCAGUUGUGGAUUGUGGGUUCUGCUGCAUUCACUGUCUGUGAGAAUUGAGGAUGGAGAGAGCCAAUUUGCAUUUACAGCUAUAUGUGAAUUUGUACACAAAUUCUUUGUUUGUGAGGAAUGCCGCCAACAUUUUCAUGACAUGUGUUCAAGUGUCUCUAGUCCUUUCAAAACAAGCCGUGACUUCGCCCUUUGGUUGUGGAGUGCGCAUAAUAAGGUUAAUGAGAGAUUAUUCAAAGAAGAAGCAUUUCUUGGGACUGGCGAUCCUAAAUUUCCUAAAAUGAUUUGGCCUCCAAGGCAGCUUUGCUCUUCCUGCCGUCUCUCUCCGAGCGAGGAAAAUAAUGGUAUUGAUUGGGACCAGGAGGAGGUGUUGAAAUUUUUGACUAAUUACUAUGGAAAAAUACUUGUAUCGCUACACAAGGACAAGGACAAGAACAAUCUUAGGAGUGAUAGGCUUGAUUGGUUUCUUGAAGAUUUGGCGGUCUCAGCAAAUGCAGUUGUCGUGCCUCUGGGGGCUGCAUUGGCAAUUGCUGUCGCUAGCUGUGCAUUUGGGGCACUUGCAUGCUACUGGCGUUCACAGCAGAAGAGUCGGAAGCCAAGGAGAAGUUGGAAUUAAGGUGUUAAGAGGACAAAAUCAGACAGGCGACAAGGUGCACAGCAUGGGUGAAUUCAGGGUCUGAAUAGGGGGAAUCCAGAUCAAAGCCUUGUACAAAACAAGUGCCCUGCCUGAGGUCCUCCUCUGUAUACUCCUUCAAGCUGUAUUUUUUU